Paraglomus occultum is the source of this 366-nucleotide messenger RNA. The record is from the annotation of a GenBank genome assembly. NCBI's taxonomy places the organism in Eukaryota, Fungi, Glomeromycota, Glomeromycetes, Paraglomerales, Paraglomeraceae.
AUGGUAAUCGAUGCUAGCAAUAAUAACAGGCAGAAAAAGACAAUCGAAGGUCAUCAAGAUGGCAAACAUUGCAUAACAACUGUCACUUGUACGCUUACAGAAACUGAAUGCAAGAACUCACGUUGUUCAGCUCCCGGUGCACCAGGAUGGGAUGGCCAUCCUGGUGCAGGAGGCUUUACUCCCGCCGGAAGCUUUGGCCCCGAAGAUUGUUGUAACGCGUGUUUGAACAAUCCGCAAUGCCGCGCAUGGAUAGUCCUCGGUACGUCGUGUCUUCAUUCCACGGGCUCCCAAUGUAGUAACGGUCCAUUUAUAGCAAAUUCUGGAAAUAUUCGUUGUGCUGGUGGUGCUGCUCAGUGUACGGUAUAA